This is a messenger RNA of Brugia malayi, 849 nucleotides long. RefSeq lists its product as uncharacterized. The transcript is spliced from 4 exons. The record is from RefSeq and is a predicted model, not a curated record. The coding region runs from base 1 to 849 and encodes 282 amino acids. NCBI's taxonomy places the organism in Eukaryota, Metazoa, Nematoda, Chromadorea, Rhabditida, Onchocercidae.
AUGGUGGAACUGCGAAAACGCGAAAAAUUGGAAGACCAAGGAGGUCGCCAACCGGAAUCAUCAUCCGAGGCUACAUUAAUGGCACCUCCGGUGGUUGACUAUGGUAGCGCCGCAGCAUACGCGACUGAGCUACGUAAAUGGUUAUUUACGACUCACUGCUGGGCAUAUUGUCAUCAGAUGGCAACUAUGCAUUCGUUAGCAUAUUUGGCAUCAUGUAACCGGCCGGAUAACAUCAUAUCUCACGCACCAUUUGCUGUCACAUUACCAAUACAGAAUGCUUCCUCAUCAAGUGCGAAUCCGCGGAAUCCAAAUCACUUCAUUCAGCGUCACACAAUUCCAUCUUUUACACGACGUAUCCUUGCAGAAAUCAUCGAUUCUAUCUUUGCAUUUGUCGCAAAAUUAUUAAUUGUCUAUUUCUUGGUAGAAAUUGGUGUUGUGGAUCUAGAUAAAUAUGACCGAUUAUUGGGUGAUGACGCUGACUUGCAUGCGUUGAUUGACGUAACUCAACAACUGUUUCCUAUUGAAAUGCUUGCAAAAGUCGUCGUUAGUAUUGUCGAAGCUUUAUUUGUAUCAUAUGGUUUUGGAUCAGUACCUGCUGGACAAACACCGGGGAAAGUUGCGUUAAAUAUUCAAGUGAUUACUUGUUAUCAAGUGAUACCGAUAGCAGGUAGCGAAGACGUGAAUAUCGUUCGGACGCUUGGUGUUCCAUUCAAAAAUUCUUUGCUACGAUCAUUAACGAAGAAUAUGCUUAUCAAUCUACUUUUCCCGCUUAGUGCAGCAGCUUAUGCGUUUACCUACAAUCGUGCUGGCUAUGAUAUUGCUGCGAGAACGAUCGUUGUUAACGCCUAA